Molecule: messenger RNA, 2390 nt
Organism: Stegastes partitus (bicolor damselfish)
Lineage: Eukaryota; Metazoa; Chordata; Actinopteri; Pomacentridae
Gene: nup50
Product: nucleoporin 50
Exons: 8
Coding region: 374-1717 (447 amino acids)
Biological process (GO): protein import into nucleus
Cellular component (GO): nuclear pore
Source: RefSeq, a predicted model, not a curated record
ACUGAGCCGCGGACUGAGGCUGAAGCAGGACGUUAGCUGCUAGCUGCUAACGGCCCGGCCCGGUACAGCCGUUCACCUGCCGCUAGCUCACCGGCUAGCAGCCCGAACAUGGAGGUUAGAACCCUGAAUAAACAUGUCGGGGGCGUUUUCACUGUCCCUGUAGUUACAAGUUAACCGGUUAACCCGGUUAACUGCUGAUCUAAUUUAAACUUUGUUGGUGAUCGGCUGUGAUUGGAGGAUCUGUUGUAGAUACCCGGAAAGAGCAGCUCGUUAGCUCGGUGGCUAACUAGCCUCCUUCACCUGAGUUUACCUGGAACCAGUUAGCCUGGACGUUACCAGAAACCGCAGCUGAGGAGGGGUUUCCACAGGCAGGAUGGCGAAGCGGAUCGCUGAUAAAGAGCUGACGGACAGGAACUGGGAUCAGGAGGAGGAAGGAGAGGAGGCAGGAACCUUCUCAGUGGCAAGUGAAGACGUGCUGAAGAAUCGAGCCAUCAAGAAGGCGAAGCGCCGAAACACUGGAUCUGAGAACGAGGCCGGAGGAGCUUUCAAAGGGUUUAAAGGCUUCUCUUUGGCGGCGGCCUCGGCGGCGGCGGCGGCCAGCGGAGCCUCGACUCCGACAGUGUUUUCUGGAUUUGGUAACGGAGGAGGCUUCAAAGGCCUCGGAGGUCUGACCAAUGGAAGCACCGCGCCAUUUGGAGGCUUCUCAUCCUCUACUGGACCUGGUGUGACGUUUAACGGUCCGUCCUCCAUGACGCCCCCCGGUGACAUCAGCGCCAAGCAGACGAAUGGCUCCGCCCCCGGCCCGGCCCAUAAGGAGUACAGCCGGCAGCUGACGGCGCUGAACUGCUCGGUGAGGGACUGGAUCACCAAACACGUCAACGACAACCCUCUGUGCGACCUCAACCCCAUCUUCAGGGACUAUGAGCGCCACCUGUCCAGCAUUGAGCGUCAGUACGGCGCCGGAGGUUCUGACGGAGGUUCUGACGGUUCUGAGGAGAAGCAGCGUCCGGCUUCUCCUCCUCGUCCUGCUCCAUCCAGCGGCUCUGCGACUCCGACCGCGGCUCUGUUCUCCUUCAGUAAGACCCCAGCAGAAGACCCGGCCCGGGAGAAAAGCUCCAGUACCACCCCGGUUCCGGCCGGCAUCACCUUUAACUUCGGUCAGAAGGUGGACAGUUCGGUUCUGAGCUCGUUGGGGAACAAAGCGUCGACUCCCAGCUUCUCCUUCUCCUCCUCCGGAGCCUCCACUCAGAACUCCCUGUUCGGUUCUGCUGCUUCGUUCAGCGGGUCGAAGCCCGACGACGGCCAGCCGGCAGAAGAGAACGCAGACGAGGAGUCGGAGGAGCCGCCGAAGCCCGAGAUCAAGGAGGUGAAGGAGGACGACGCCUUCUACUCCAAGAAGUGUAAGAUGUUCUACAAGAAGGAGUCCGAGUUCAAGGAGAAGGGAGUCGGGACGCUGCACCUCAAACAGACGACGGACGGAAAAACUCAGAUGAUCAUUCGGGCCGACACCAACCUCGGUAACAUCCUGCUGAACAUCAUGGUCCACUCCUCCAUGCCCUGCUCUCGGGUCGGGAAGAACAACGUGAUGGUGGUCUGCGUUCCAAACCCGCCGGUCGAUGACCAGAACCCCAGCAGCCCGGUGCCACUGCUGAUCCGGGUCAAGACCUCCGAGGACGCCGACGAGCUGCACAAGACUCUGGAGGAGAAGAAGGGCUGAAGGAGAACCGCCUGGAGCUCCGGAGCUUUCAGCAGAACCAUGGUCCUCCUCCGAGCCUCAGAACCUCCACUCAUAGACUCAUCAGCACACACACACACACACACACACACACACACACACAGAAACACCCCCAUGGACCGGUCCAGCACCUGGUCCGUGUCCAGACCCAGACUGGUCUCCAGUCUGUACCACUCAGACUGAUGCCUCCACCUCCUGGUUAUACACAGUCAGAAACUCCUAGAGCGGCUCGUCAGCGCCCCCUGGUCACACACACAGUAACACACCCAGUACCCUGUCCUCUGUCGUCUGGUCGUCCCGGUCCCGUAGACCCGCUCCAGCUGUGAAUCUGUGUUUUAUGCAGCAGCCUGUUCUGCUCUUUUAAUCUGGCCGAGGCGUGAUCGGGUCAACCUGCCACGUCUCGACGCUCUUCUGUGGUUUUUGGGGACUCGAGCCUCGAACGAAGGGCCCGUCGUCGAUUUGGUUUUACAAAUGAAAGCCGGUUGGUUUGUGCUGAGUGAGGAAAUAUUUAUUGUGUUUGCAGGAUUUCUGCUCGAGCGAAUGUUUCCUGCUUCUGUUGUUUCAAGUGUCCUUUGUGUGGCCUUCGAGAUGCUGUCAUCGUCUGAGAACGUUUGUAAAGACAUUUGUUGGAGAAUAAAGGAAACAAACCACCUUA